UACAGUGUAAAUUUCACAGUGGACUAGACUGGCCCAUAGUGUAGGAAUUGGAAUGCGAUUCGAUUUAAUGAAUUAUAGGUCAUAUGGAACAAUUGGGUUCUGUCUUCUGAGGGAAGAAGACGCAUUAUGAGGGCGACGUAUCUGGAGCGUGGGUGGUUUACUAGUGUAGCAUCAAAUCGUUGCUCGGUGUAGCCGUCACCAUGGCAACCAGCGCCGUUCCCAGUGACAACCUGCCCACGUAUAAGCUGGUGGUGGUGGGCGACGGAGGGGUGGGGAAGAGCGCGCUCACCAUCCAGUUCUUCCAGAAGAUCUUCGUGCCCGACUACGACCCCACCAUCGAGGACUCCUACCUGAAGCACACCGAGAUCGACGGACAGUGGGCCAUCCUCGACGUGUUGGACACUGCGGGCCAGGAAGAGUUCAGCGCAAUGCGGGAGCAAUACAUGAGGACGGGCGAUGGCUUCCUCAUCGUCUUCUCCGUGACGGACAAGGCCAGCUUCGAGCACGUGGACCGCUUCCAUCAGCUCAUCCUCAGAGUGAAGGACCGGGAGUCCUUUCCCAUGGUUCUGGUCGCUAACAAGGUGGACCUGGUUCACCUGCGGAAGGUCUCCAGUGAACAAGGAAGAGAGAUGGCUGCCAAGCACAGUAUUACUUACAUUGAAACAAGUGCCAAGGAUCCUCCAAUGAAUGUGGACAAAGCGUUUCACGAGCUCGUUCGAGUUAUCAGGCAGCAGAUCCCGGAAAAAAGCCAGAAGAAGAAGAAGAAGAAAGCUAAGUGGCGGGGAGACCGUGCCACCAGCUCGCACAAGCUUCACUGCGUUAUCUUGUGAAGGGCUUCCCACCGCGCUGCCUAGCCCAAAAAGCCUUGGGGCCUUGCACUUGACCCACCGAGAGAGCCAGAUCUUCGGGGGGGGAAGAAAAAAGAAAAAAAAGACUUUUGACUGUUCGGACUCUGCAGAACGCCCCAAAACUGUUCUUAUUUGGUUCUGUGGAGACCACGCCCUUCCUGGCCUGAAGUCACCACCCUCCCUCCUGACGGCAGGGACUUUAUAUGAAGGGAAGAAACUGAAGUUCAGUACUGUAGCUGUUUUACAGAUGAACUCUGAAGUGUUACAGGAGAUGAGUAAUUUCUUUGUGGAUCUCCUCCCCACACACAUUUGUUGGUUCAUGUUUUGUAAUGUUCUUGUGAUUGUAUUGGUGCCCUUGAAGUGGUGUGAAACAGAGAUGGCUGUUUUGGGAAACGCUGGGUCUUUUAUUUUUUUCCCCAGCUGAGAAGGGAAGUUCCUUUGGUGCACAUGAGUGGGAGAGAGACAGAGACAGACAGACCAAGAGAGACAGAAAGAGAGAGAGAGAGAGAGAGAGAGAUGGAGAGAUAGACAGAGUGCGAAAGAGAAAAUAUGGGUGUUUGCAUUAGGAUCAGCUGCCCUGCCAGCAAACAGAAGUGAUAGUGAAGUGGGUAAAAGCUGGGACCUCCAAAUGAAUUCCAGCUGGUUGGGGGGUGGGGUUGGGCAGAGGGAAGGGGGUGGGGGGUGGUGGGGGCUCCAGUCAUUGUGUCAAAGGCUGGAAGGCAGCCAAAGCCCAGCCCAUAAGUUAUACAAAGAAAGAAAAAAACACUCAGAUUUCCAACAAGACUUCCCUUUUUAUACUGGCAUGUUUGAGAUGACUCCACCCUUUUUUAAUGUUUGGGCCAAACUGGGGUGCUUACCAAGUCUAUAAAUGACUCUUUGAUGGACAUCCCUUUGCACUUUUCAUAGAUUUCUUUAUACGUACUUGCAUGUGUUUUGAGGAGAGAUGGAGUAUUCAUUGGAGGGAAUGAUGGCCAGUUCAAGGGUAUAUGACGGUAUAUGAAGUCCAUAUUCAUUAUGUGUCACACACUCCUGCCAUCCUGUCACUUCUGUGUGGCUCUCCAGUGACGAGAAACUGUUUCUGCGCAACAGUCUGUGAACAAAAAAUGGAGAUGUACUUACAGAAAAAUCAAGUAACAGGUGAUGAUGGAGGUGGAGACACGCUUACACAAAAACAAUGUCAUAGCUCAUGGGGGGGAUUUCAUACAGUGGGGGAGGGGGGGGGGGGGGGGUUCAGUACUGUGUAAUAUUGUGUGUGUGUCCGUCUCAGAGGUAAUAUCAACUAUUGAAGUUGAAUGGUCUUUCUUGUGUCGGUAAAUGAUAUUGAUCGGCUACUUUUUUUUACUUACUAAUUUAUUACUGUUACCUAACUUUUGUACUGUGCACAUUGUUUAGCUAGCAGCAUUGCAGCUUGUGUGGCUGAAGGAAACGGUUUUCCCCUUCGUCCCAGCUGCAAUGGUAAAGAUUUGUAAACAGAAUAAAAAGAUAUUGUUAUGGAAAAUUGCCA
Anguilla anguilla (European eel) is the source of this 2352-nucleotide messenger RNA. RefSeq names its product ras-related protein M-Ras. Gene Ontology annotation, cellular component: plasma membrane. Bases 201 to 830 code for a protein of 209 amino acids. Gene Ontology annotation, biological process: signal transduction. Gene Ontology annotation, molecular function: GTP binding; GDP binding; GTPase activity. The record is from RefSeq and is a predicted model, not a curated record. NCBI's taxonomy places the organism in Eukaryota, Metazoa, Chordata, Actinopteri, Anguilliformes, Anguillidae. The transcript is spliced from 6 exons.